AUUAAAUGAAUAGCAGCUAAAAAAUUAGAAAAGGAUCUCGUAACAUGAAGUAUGUAUACAUUUUACUUUAAGGUAUAAGAAGAUUUCACAAGAGUAAAGAACUUAAAUAAUUAAUGAGUUAACAAAGAAUGGAAAAACUCUUAAAGAAGUAUAUAAAUAAACAAUUCAAAUUAGGUAUCUGAAGAAACUUAGUUAAAACCUUCUACUGUUAAAGCCAUAUUAUAAGUGUAUUUAAAAGAAGGAAGGAUUGGUAAGAAAUCUACUAGAGAUAGAAAGGUCAAAUUGUUAAAUACUACGGUAAUUGCUUUAAUUGACAAGACUAAGUAUAAUAUUUUGAUACAUAUUUUCAAAGAAACUCUGAUUAGGCUAUUGAGAAUUUAUAAUUUAUUCAUCCUAUGAUCAAAAUAAACCAAUAAUCCUCUGAAAUAUCACAUAAUGGUUAGACUUUAGCUGAAACAUAAUAGAAGCUAGAUUAAUACUCAAAAUCAUUAAUGAUGUCAUAGGUUAAAGACUUUUUGAGAGAAAAGAAACUAGAAAUAUUAGAACAGUUAAUCAAUCCAUUAGCAAAACAGAAUUUUCUAAAUUAACUUGCCCAAUUUGAAAUUGCUGACUAAUUGCCCUUUUAAGAAUUAAAAAAAGAGCAAUUAUAAGUGGAAGAUGAAUAAUUUGUAGAAAAAAUCACUUAACAUCUGAAAUCUAAAGUAAAACUAUGA
Molecule: messenger RNA, 713 nt
Organism: Paramecium sonneborni
Lineage: Eukaryota; Ciliophora; Oligohymenophorea; Peniculida; Parameciidae
Source: the annotation of a GenBank genome assembly